UUCUACAACGAACACUUUGAAUUCCUUCGAUUCAUCAUAUACAAUCACACCAACUGCCACUUCGAUUUCGCCAACGAGCAAUUCGAAUUCCAUUGUAACAUCUUAUACAACAACGCCAGCCGCAACUUCAAUUUCCUCAUCGAACACUUCAAAUUCCUUUGUAACAUCUUAUACAACCACGCCAGUCGCCACUUCAAUUUCCUCAACGAACACUUCAAAUUCCUUUGUUACUUCUCAUUCAGCCAUGCCAGCCGCUACUUCGAUUUACCAAACGAACACUUCCAAUUCCUUUGUUACAUCUUAUUCAACCACGCCAGCCGCCACUUUGAUUUCUACAUCGAACACUUUGAAUUCCUUCGAUUCAUCAUAUACAAUCACACCAACUGCAACUUCGAUUUCGCCAACGAACAAUUCGAAUUUCAUUGUAACAUCUUAUACAACAACGCCAGCCGCAACUUCAAUUUCCUCAUCGAACACUUCAAAUUCCUUUGUAACAUCUUAUUCAAAUACGUCAGUUGUCACUUCAAUUUCCCAAACGAACACUUUGAAUUCCUUCGGUUCAUCUUAUACAACCACGCCGGCCGCCACUUCGAUUUCCCCAACGAACACUUCAAAUUCCUUUAUUGCUUCUGAUACAACCACGCCAUUCGCCACUUCGAUUUCCCAAACGAACAUUUCGAAUUCCUUUGUUUCAUCUUAUAAAACCACGCCAGCCGCCACCUCGAUUUCCUCAACGAACACUUCGAAUUCCUUUGUUUCAUUGUACACAGCCACUUCAGUUUUAAAUUGGACGUCUACCAUUAAUAUUUUCCCGCAAGUGAAUAGUUCCUAUACGACCCCUAGUACAAUAUCGCCUACCAUUAAUAUUUCUCACACUUCUUAUACGGCCCCUAGUACAACAUCUCCUACCAUUAAUAUUUUUCACACUUCUUAUACGGCCCCUAGUACAACUUCACCUACCAUAAAUAUUCCUCACACUUCUUAUACGGCCCCUAGUAUAACAUCUCCUACCAUUAAUAUUUCUCACACUUCUUAUACGGCCCCUAGUACAACAUCGCCUACCAUUAAUAUUACUCAUAGUUCUUAUACGGCCCCUAGUACAACAUCGCCUACCAUUAAUAGUUCUCACACUUCUUAUACGGCCCCCAGUACAACAUCGCCUACCAUUAAUAGUUCUAACAGUUCUGAUACGGCCCCUAGUACAACAUCGCCUACCAUUAAUAUUUUUCAAAGUUCUUAUACGGCCCCUAGUACAACAUCGCCUACCAUUAAUAUUUCUAACAGUUUUUAUACGACCCCUGGUACAACCGCGUCUGAUGUACAUUUUACUCCGUCUAUAGACACUCAUUCCAUUCAUUCGUCUGAAAGUUUCGUCUCCACUUUAACAUCACCAUUAUCAUUUACACCAACCACAACAACACCUACACAAUCAACAACAAUAUCAUUAUCAUCAACAACGCCAACCACAACACUAUAUUCUUCAACACUUUCAACAACAACACCGACACCAACAUCAACCCAAUUGUCAUCAACAUCAACCAUAUUGACGCCAUUGUCAUCAACACCAACCGCAACAACACCGAUACCAUCAUCAACAACACCAUUUCACAAUACACGGAACAUCGUUAUCAACAACAGGUGUGCCUUCAACGAUUAAUACGACAUCAAUUCAUGUACAGAUUUACAAACCAUUGAAUAUCGUAUCAUCAUAUGACCCAUGCUGCCGUUUGCUGGUCCGCCAUGAGAACCCUACCAAUGCAACCCAGUUACAUGACGUAAUAUGACGUCAUCAGCUAUUCAGUGUGCCAGGCAUUGUGUUAAUAUUCAACCUUGUAUUGAAAUCCAAUACAACGAGUUAACAGGAAUGUGCGCCAUUUUUGUUUGAAAAUAAAGCCUUGAUUCUGAUAUUAAUACUUAAAAGGAGACAUUGUGUUUACAUUUGGUGCCAAAUGUUUAUAAACACUAUAAUCAAUAUUGAACAUACGGAAAUUCGACGGCGAAUUCACACACUCGUCCAUAUCAGAGCAAGGUCAAGGUUGUUCGAUUAAUUUCAAUGGGAAUGACGCAUGUUACCACUGGUGAAUAUCUAAGAACUUUCGUCAAAGUUAAAACGAACACAAAUCAUUGUAAUUGUAUUAUUGAUGUUUACAACUUUGCAGAUAUUACAAACACCUUGUACGUACACCCAAUAUGGUUCUAAAAGGAACAAAAUCAUUUAAAGGGUUCAUUUCAUAUAUUCAUAUAUAUCAUAUCAGCACAGACAUUAUUAUAUCUUUAUAGUAAUUCUUAAUAUCUGAAUAUAAAUAUUAAUAAUCUGUAUAGAAAUACUGAAUAUCUGUAUAGUAAUACUGAAUAUCUGUAUAGUAAUACUGAAUAUCUACAUGUUGUUACCUUGAAUUUCGGUAAAGAAAUACCGUAGGUUUGUGUAUAUAGUGUAUAUCUGUAUAGUAAUAUUAAAUAUCUGUAUAGAAAUAUUGAACAUAUAUAUAGUAAUACUGAAUAUCUAUAUAGCUAUAUUAAAUUUUGGUAUAUAAAUACCGUAGGUACUGAAUAUCGAUGUAGUAAUAAUCAAUAUUGUAGGUAUGUAUAGUGAUAGUAAAUAUCUGUAUAUUAAUACUAAAUAUCUGUAUAGUAAUAUUAAAUAUCUGUAUAGUAAUACUAAAUAUCUGUAUAGUAAUACUAAAUAUCUGUAUAGUAAUAUUAAAUAUCGAUAUAGUAAUAUUAAAUAUCUGUAUAGAAAUAUCGUUGGUAUGUAUAGAAACAUUGAAUAUCUGUAUGAUAAUAAGGUGGGUAUUUAUAGUUAUUCUGAAUAUUUGUAUAGCAACACUAAAUAUCUUAAUAGUAAUACUCAAUAUCGUUAUAGAAAUAUUGAAUAUCUGUUUAUUAGUACUGAACAUAUGUACAGUAAUAUUGAAUCUGUAUAGUAAUACUGAACAUCUGUAUAAUAAUACUGAAUCUCUGUAUAGUAAUACUGAACAUCUGUAUAGUAAUAUUGAAUCUCUGUUUAGAAAUAUUGAAUAUCUGAAUGUAAAUAAUCAAAUAACAAAUGUACAUUAUCAAGCACUGUUUGUGUAUAAUACAUAUAAUGAAUGUUUAAUGUAGAAAAAAAUUCUCAUCACAUUAGAGAUAUUAAAACAAAAAUCCAAUGCAAUUUUAACAGGUGCAUUUGUUUUUGAAGACUUCAUAAAAAUAAAACUACA
Messenger RNA from Pecten maximus, 3200 nucleotides. Its product is annotated as mucin-3A-like. NCBI's taxonomy places the organism in Eukaryota, Metazoa, Mollusca, Bivalvia, Pectinida, Pectinidae. The record is from RefSeq and is a predicted model, not a curated record. The coding region runs from base 245 to 1657 and encodes 470 amino acids. The transcript has a single exon.